AACGUCACACACAGCUGAUUUCCCUGCCGUGCUGAUUUUUCGAGCUUUUUUGUUGAACACACUGAUUUUGAAUUUUGAGGUUAAUUUCUCACCGCUGUGCUUUAGAGCGCAAUUUUUUAAUAAAUGCUUAUAGUGGUUUCUGACAAUGGCAAAAAUUGAUAAUAUUUUACUGAAAAGCAAGUUUAGGGGAUGUUUGUUAGGUUCCUUGAUUGGCGAUUGUUUUGGCGCGCCAUUUGAAGGUGAUGUUAUGACGGGUGGCGGUAAAGUGAUAUUGCAGAAAUAUUUUGACAAAUUGGAGGGAGCUAAUUUUAAAGGUCCCAUAAAGCAAUAUACUGAUGACACGGCCAUGACAAAAUGUAUAGUUAAAUCAUUAACUGACAAACCAGCAGUAGAUUUCAAAUUUAUGGCCCGUCUCUUCGUCAAGGAGUAUUUUUCCGACCCCAGAAGAGGAUAUGGGAAAAAUGUGGUAGACGUAUUUAGUAAGUUAAGGGCGAAUAAAUUCGAAGAUAUUUUCAAACCCGCCGAAGAGCAGUUUUCCGGCAUGGGCUCAUUUGGAAACGGCGGUGCAAUGAGAGUAGCUCCUUUGGCGUUAUAUUUUCAUGAUAACUAUCAAGCAAUGAUAAGGGCAGUUUCGGACGCUACAAGAAUUACACAUACUCAUAAGAAUGCAAUUAACGGCGCAAUACUUCAAAGUAUGGCGGUGCAACAAUGUCUAAGAUUAGAUCCGUCCGAAAAAGUCGAUACGCAUAAAUUCGUCAAUAACCUUAUUGACAAAAUGAGGAUUAUAGAAGUAGAAGAUGAGGGGUUAGAUACAGAAUUUCUGGCACCCUACAAAGAAAAGUUGGUCGAUGUGCAAAAACUUUUAGAUAGUGCCAAUGAUGAUACAGAUGAAAUCGUUCGGAUACUAGGAAAUGAUAUAUUUGCGUUGCAUUCGGUUCCUACAGCUAUAUUUUGUUUCUUAAGAGCCCAAUUGCCUAUUCCUAGGAUUACAACUGAUAAUAAACUUAGAAGAAGUAUCCAAUAUGCGAUUUCUUUGGGUGGUGAUACAGACACAAUUGCAAGUAUGGCGGGAAGCAUGGCGGGUGCAUUCCUAGGAGAUGACUACAUCAAUAAACAUUUACUUAGGCACUGUGAAGGACACAAGGAGAUGUCUGAAAUGGCUGACAAUUUAUUUGCAGUAACGGAAGACGUUGAUUCUGCAUAAUCAGAUUGCAAUAUUACAAUUUACUUAAGUGUGUAUUUGUAGCUAAGCUUUGUAUAAAGGUUGCACUUAUUUCAGAAUGAUAAGUGAUUUUAAUUAUAUUCAUAAUACUUUA
Photinus pyralis (common eastern firefly) is the source of this 1316-nucleotide messenger RNA. Its product is annotated as ADP-ribose glycohydrolase ARH3-like. Gene Ontology annotation, cellular component: nucleus; mitochondrion. Bases 146 to 1204 code for a protein of 352 amino acids. The record is from RefSeq and is a predicted model, not a curated record. NCBI's taxonomy places the organism in Eukaryota, Metazoa, Arthropoda, Insecta, Coleoptera, Lampyridae. The transcript has 5 exons.